Molecule: messenger RNA, 1332 nt
Organism: Rotaria socialis
Lineage: Eukaryota; Metazoa; Rotifera; Eurotatoria; Philodinida; Philodinidae
Source: the annotation of a GenBank genome assembly
AUGAGUACGUCUGCUAGUGUAUAUGAUAUUAUAAUCAUUGGCUGUGGUCCAGCUGGUAUAGCAGCUGGAUUAGAACUUCGAAAGUAUUCAUCCAUUCCGAAUUUUCUGAUUCUUGAAGCUCGUGAUCGUACUGGUGGUCGAGUUUAUACUGAUACACAUACUUUUAAUAGUAGUCAACCUGUUGAUUUAGGUGCACGUUGGAUUCAUCAUUAUCGUCCAGAAAAUCCUCUUGCUGUGUAUUAUACACCGUCGGAUAAAGAUCAGAUUCAUGAUCAUUUUCCGCAUGGUACCAAUAACGCUUUUUUUGACAUUGAUGGAACACGGUUGUCUGAAAGUUUCAUUAUAGAAGGGAAAAAAAUUACAGAAGUAUUAUGCGAAAAUGUUAAACAAGGUUUACCAGAAAAAUAUGAUGUUUCAAUUUAUGAUGGUAUUCGUGAAAAACAUGAGGAAAUUCAAGAUGACCAGAUGCGUCGUCUUGUUGAUAUGAAUCUUGGUUUUAUUGAACAAUUUGAAGCAUCUAACCUUGAUCAGAUUUCAGCAAAAUCAUAUUCAACCUUAGAACUUGAAUCUGACAUAAGUGAUCUUGCACUGUAUACUGGAUUUGGUCGUUUUAUUCAGCAGAUAGUUGCGCAACAUCCUCUACCUAUUCAAUUAAAUACUAUUGUGACAAAUAUUGAUAUUCCCAGUGACAAGAACGAACCUAUUCGUAUAACUACAAAAGAUAAUCGUCAUUAUUUAACGAAAUAUGUUCUGAUUACAAUUCCACUGGGUUGCUUAAAAGCAGGUUCAAUUAAAUUUACUCCAUCAUUACCCGAUUGGAAACAAAAUGCUAUUGAUCAAAUGGGUUUUGGAUUAUUCAAUAAGAUCUUUAUACAAUUUCCAUCAACGUUUUGGGAUGAAAAAUUCGACAACAUUAUUGUUACUUCGAAUAGUUUUCGAUUUUUUAUUUGUAAUCCACAUGAUCACAUGCUUACUUCAGUUGUUUGUGGUGAUUUUGCACGUAAACUAGAACAACAAACAGAUGAACAAAUCAUUGAACAAAUCGUUCAAAGUUUAAAACCCAUCUAUCCACAAAUACCAAAGCCAACAAAAUGGUUAAUCACUCGAUGGGGAUCUGAUCAAUUUGUAUAUGGUGCAUAUUCAAAUUUUAAAGUUGGUGCUACCUAUGAAACUUUAAAAGCAUUAGCAAAAGAAUGCUAUGACGAUCGAGUAUAUUGGGCCGGUGAACAUACAAAUUAUGGUGGCAACAUUGGAUGUGUUGAUAGUGCUUUUGAAAGUAGUCAGCGAGAAAUUAAACGUGUUUAUAAUAAAUUGAAUCAAAUUUCCAAUUGA